CAGUCGUCUUUCUCCCCUCGAGAGACGGAGAAAAAAACAUGAUAGGGACAGACGACAGACGACAGAGAGACCAGUUACACCGAAUCUGCGGAAGAGUCACCGAUCCGGUCGCUUGUUUCGAGUAUUAAUUUGACUAGCAGUCUACAUUUGCAUGCGCGAUUGGUGGCCCAAAUUGAUACUACAUUCCUGCAAAAUAUUUCCACCUCUUCGCCAUCCGCCGCCCCUGCAUCACCAGUUUUCGAACGGCAUGCGAUCAUGGGUGACCAGCAGAAUAUUUCCCAGAUUCUGGCAGCCUUAGCUGCCCACCAGUCUACGAGCGCCGCUGGAAAUACAUCCUCUCCUCAACCAGGGCAAAUGCCCUUAAACACAUACCCAGGAAGCUACCACCACUCAGCGACAUCAGCAAACGUAGCCAAUUACUCUUUACCACCCCCUGAUAAUACCGGGAGUUUAGAUAUCAGCGGCGCCAAACCUGUUAACACCGGCUCAGUUAGCAUCGCAGACGCAAUUGCCAAAGCGCGAGGGAUUGCUGCCGAGAAAGGCAUUGUACACGACCCAAACAGAGAUUCACGACGCGACCCACGAUCCUAUCAUCGUUCGCAAUCUCCACAAAGAAGCCCUCCGCGAAUUACGCGUGAUACGUUCCGUGAUAAUUACAAUCCGUAUCGCGAUGAGCGUCGCGCUGAUAGGCGCGCUAGUACGAGUGAGCGUGGUUAUACACGGGAGCGUUCGUUCUCGCCCCGCCCAGGCGGGCGGGGACAGGAAUCGUACUCCCCACAACCAUCGUCGAGACAAUAUUGGGGAGCAAAUGACCGGGCUCCUCCACAAGGUCGCAGACCGGGCAGUAUGGACGAAAAUAUCGAAACCAUUAGCGUUGAGUCUAGCUUGGUUGGCCUAAUCAUCGGGCGCCAGGGCGAGAGUUUGCGGAGAAUCGAAUCGGAAACUGGAACGAGGAUACAGUUUUUGGAUAAUGCUGACCCCAGCAGUACAGUCAGGCCUUGCAAAAUCACAGGAAGCAGGGCCGCCAGAGGUGAUGCGAAAGCGGAAAUCACGCGCAUUAUCAGUGAGAGUAGUGCGUCGCGAUCCGGUGCUAGGGCAGACCGCCCAGGCCACAUGCCACCUAAAGCUGCGAGUCAGCCUUCCCAGGACGACGAGGAUGCCGUACGGAUCAUGGUUCCUGACCGGACGGUUGGGCUUAUUAUCGGCCGAGGAGGCGAGACUAUUAGAGACCUCCAAGAGCGAAGCGGGUGCCAUGUGAAUAUCGUAAAUGAGAAUAAAAGCAUUAACGGGCUUCGCCCGGUCAAUUUGAUAGGGUCUCCUGAGGCUACGGAGCGAGCAAAGAAUAUGAUUCUCGAAAUCGUCGAGAGUGAUACUCGACAGCUUGCGAACCCGACACAGCGCGAAACACGUCCACCAUUUGGUGGAGAUCCAUCUGGAGGUGGGCCCGGCGGGGAGAAGAUCAACGAUAUGAUGUUUAUUCCGCCAGAUGCAGUUGGAAUGAUUAUUGGAAAAGGCGGAGAUACAAUUAAAGAAAUGCAGGCCAUUUCUGGUUGCAGAAUCAAUAUUCAGUCCCCGGUAGGCCGUGAUGCUGAUCGGGAAGUGACUUUGGUUGGGAGCCGGGGCGCCAUCGAAGAGGCAAAGAGAAUGAUCAUGGAGAAAAUCGACAGUGCAGAAUACAAAUCUCGUUCUCAACAACCUCAACGGCGAGAUGACUCGUAUGGCGACCGAUAUGCCAGACCACAGCAGCGCCAGACGCAGCCGCAUUACCAGGACUUCCAGGAUCAGAACAGACAAGCCACACAACCUCCCGCUCAGCAACCCCCCUCUCAAUCUAGCGGAGGGGAGGACCCUUAUGCUCAGUGGGGAGGUUAUCAAAACUAUGUUGCUUGGUGGUACGCUGCCAUGCAACAACAGGCACAGCAACAAGGCACGCAAGCUCCACCUGGUCAGUCUGAGCCGCCUGGCCCUCCUGGGGUCUCAUAGGCUCAUUGCCAGGCAAGGUUCCUCGUUCUAUAAGUGGGUAAAAUGUGCCUAAGCACUUUUACCUCCGUUGCGAUACCCCCUACCCCCCAUUAACAUCUGAUUCCCGGCAUCCGCAAAAUCGUGGAGCACGCGUGAAGCAUGCUGUCGUCGAUCUAAAUUUCCGCAAAUGUCCCUUCAUAUUCCUUUACGUCAAUUUGUUCACUUCCAGUUUUACUGUAUUCCUUUCGUCUUAUCACGUUUUCUUUCCUAUUUGGGCCAAAAACAAAAAUGAGGAUUUUCAACGGAUAGCUCAACUUGGCGGAUAUGGGUUUUAAUAUAGUAACUUAUUUUUUAUGACUGCUGGAGUUAAUUCUAUCCUUGUACUUUUCCCACAUCUUCCCCCAUUUUCUGCUUUUCUUUUGUAUUUCAACUGUGCUGUGUACAUGUAGCUACUAUAUACUGUUGAUGGAAGAAUGAUAUCAAUUAUAUACAUAGCCAA
Blastomyces gilchristii SLH14081 is the source of this 2461-nucleotide messenger RNA. RefSeq lists its product as uncharacterized. Gene Ontology annotation, molecular function: mRNA binding. The record is from RefSeq and is a predicted model, not a curated record. The coding region runs from base 256 to 1983 and encodes 575 amino acids. Lineage: Eukaryota; Fungi; Ascomycota; Eurotiomycetes; Onygenales; Ajellomycetaceae. The transcript is spliced from 5 exons. Gene Ontology annotation, cellular component: cytoplasm; nucleus. Gene Ontology annotation, biological process: regulation of gene expression.